AUGGAAUCCGUGCGCAAAGCUAAUCAACGUCUCCGCAACUAUCCACUUCUGCUGGGCAAGUGCGCGGACAAGGCUUCGGUUUACGCCGUGUGUGUGUCGCGGGAUCUCAACGUACAGCAUAAGAUCUGCGAGGCCGAGUUCAAAGAAUUCAUUAGCUGCAUUCGUAAGAGUGCCCAGGAGAUGAAGACCAAGCUGUAGACAAUCGAAAACAAUAAACAACAAAAUGACCAAACACAAGGCCGCUGCCACUACGAAGGCUACGGGACGGCAGCCGUCUUUGGGUCGCCGCAUCCUGCAAAUGAGUUUCCGCACACAUCUUUUGAUCUCGGCGCUGCUACGCGUUGUUCUAAUAUGCUACGGACAUAUACACGAUAGUAGGUCUCCGGUUCCCUAUACAGAUAUUGACUACAAGGUGGUCACGGAUGGUGCCCGGCAGGUCUUAGCCGGCGGAAGCCCAUUUUCUAGGCACACGUACCGCUACAGUCCGAUUAUGGCGUACAUACAAACCUUGAACAUCCUCCUACAUCCUGCGUGGGGCAAACUGGUCUAUGCCACCUUCGAUCUACUCAUCGCCGUACUCAUUUACCGCCUGGUGCACAUGGAGAUCAAGAGUCAGUACCAGAAAACCGUACAACACCUGCUCAGCAAGUUCAACAGGCCCCGGGAGUCGGACCAGUCGCUGGAUGCUUUGGAUGAGAAGAGUCAUCCCGAAAACUUGGCUCGCGCCUCCGCGUGCUUUUGGCUCUACAAUCCUUUGACGGCUGUAAUAUCCACCCGGGGCAGCGGCGAUUGCUUCUCCAGUUUCUUUGUGAUCCUGACCAUCUAUCUGCUGAUGAGAUCGGAGCACAAGGAGUCUAAGAGUUUGUGGCUUAUCUUUUGCGCGGGCUUAGCCCACGGUCUGGUGAUCCACCUUCGCCUUUACCCCCUGCUGUUUAGCUUGGGAUACUACCUGGCGCUGUCCACCAGGCUGACGCGGACUCCUCUAGAUUUCUUGUGGCAAAUCUUGCGCCCCAACACGCAGCAACUGUGCCUGGUAGUUGGCACCAUUCUGAGCCUAGUGGCCUUAACCUGGACCUUUUAUUUGAUGUACGGCUGGGAGUACAUCUACGAGGCUUACCUCUACCACUUUGUGCGCAAGGACCCCCGCCACAACUUCUCUGUGCAGUUCCUGAUGCAGUACCUAGGUAGUACCGCGGAUACCUCGGUCCUUGUGAAGUUUCUUGUAAUGGCCCCACAGCUCUUGCUUGUCCUCUACUUGAGCCUGAGCUUAGGCCAGUUCCGGCAGACGCUCCCCUUCUGCAUCUUCACCGUGGCCUUUGUGAUAGUCACCUACAACUCGGUGGUGACUUCGCAAUACUUUAUCUGGUAUCUGGCUAUCCUGCCGCUGUGCCUAAACAACUUUAAGCGGCUCUCGUGGGGGAAGUGCUUUAGCCUCCUGGGCUGGUGGCUGCUCGCCCAGGCGCUGUGGCUCCUUCCAGCCUAUCUUUUGGAGUUCCGGACGUGGAACACCCUCUACUGGAUCGGAGUGCAAGGCGCCAUCUUCUUCGCCACCAAUGGCUACAUCCUGGAGCAGCUUCUGAGCCAUUAUGGGUUCACCCAAUUUAAGAUAAGCUAUAGGAAGUUAUUAUAAAGCAAUCACACAACUUCAAGUAGAUGCGAAUAGUUUUGAAUAAGAGUUUAUUGCUACAAUAAAGUAAAAUUUUAAUUGAAAGGA
Molecule: messenger RNA, 1714 nt
Organism: Drosophila ananassae
Lineage: Eukaryota; Metazoa; Arthropoda; Insecta; Diptera; Drosophilidae
Exons: 1
Coding region: 1-198 (65 amino acids)
Biological process (GO): mitochondrial respiratory chain complex I assembly
Cellular component (GO): mitochondrion
Source: RefSeq, a predicted model, not a curated record